Messenger RNA from Boleophthalmus pectinirostris (great blue-spotted mudskipper), 760 nucleotides. RefSeq names its product secretory calcium-binding phosphoprotein 7 (gene scpp7). NCBI's taxonomy places the organism in Eukaryota, Metazoa, Chordata, Actinopteri, Gobiiformes, Gobiidae. The record is from RefSeq and is a predicted model, not a curated record. The transcript has 9 exons. Bases 55 to 513 code for a protein of 152 amino acids.
CUCCUCUGCAACCCAUCUGUACAUCAGUGCUCGCUACAAGGAACGAUCAUCAAAAUGAAGUCCAUCCUUGUGGUUGUUUUAUUUCUUGGGACAGUCCUUUGUUUCCCGCUUGAUAUGUAUGUGGAAUAUGACAUCCACUUUGCUCCUGCUGAGGCAGCAGCGGCCAUCCCUGCGGGGGUUCCUGCUGGCAGCCUGGAAGUGCUCCUGCCUUUGAAUGCUCCGGCUGGUGCUCCUGUGCGUGGAUUCAUCAAACAGGACAUCCCACAGCCCAAUGGCAAAGAUAAAGAGGUGUUCUACCCAUUUGGAUUUGAUGCUCCAGCCGCGCCCGCAGCAGCCGCACCAGCUCCCGUUGCCCCUGUCGCUCCUGUGGCCCCCGUCGCCCCCGCUGCUCCUGUUGUCGCAGUUGUCGCCCCUGUUGCCCCGGUCGCCCCUGCUGCCCCAGCCGCUCCAGUGGUUGCAGCCGCUCCCGCUGCAAAGAGAAGUGACGAAGACGAGGAGGAAGAAGAAGAUUAAACCUCAAGCGUCAGAGGCAGCUCUACAAAGGGCAACUACCUACCACAAAAAAGCUGACAGAAUUCUUGGACUAUUCCCGCGUUUGGUGUUGAAAUAUGGUGCUAUAUUUUUAUGUGAAAUGAAUUUGUGCUUUGCAUCUAAAUUUGGGUGUAUUUGAUGUGUUUGUGUGUGGUUUUCUACUAUUUUUCUACAAAUUUUCUAUUCUUACUGUGUUGCUGCUGCUUCAAAAUAAAGGCAAAGGCUUCCA